AUGUCAGAAGAACGAAUCCUUUGGGACGCGGACUUUGAUCCCAAAGUCAAACCGUAUUACCUCUGGUCUACAUCAAUCAUUCUGUGUUUAACAAUCGUUGGAAUACCUCUCGCGAUUGUGUAUGUCAUCAUCGGGAACUGGCUGAUCGCAAAGCACCUCGCGAACUUGGGAUGCACGCUCAAUGAGCGGACGCUGGAAAUCAAAAAAGGGAUUAUGAACAAAACAGAGUCCACGAUCCCACUGGAGAAAAUCACCGAUCUUCAGAUGUUCCAAGGCCCAAUCAUGCGUCAUUUCGGUCUCCGAGGGUUCAAAGUCGAGACCGCAGGUCAAUCGUCCGGUCCAGGCGGAUCACUGGUGAACAUCAUCGGGAUUGUCGAUGCUGUGGAGUUCCGCAAAUCGGUCCUCGAUCAGCGAGAUCGGCUCGCUCAGGGGUCCAAAUCCACACCGGAUCAGACCACUCCAGAACCAUCCAAUCAGCAGAGUGAGGUCCUCACUGAGAUCCGCGAUCUGCUGGUGAAGAUCGAAUCCAAGACUCUGAAAGAGGAAUCAGCCGUGGCCAAUCCGAUCACUUGCCGACUUGUUACCCCAGAACGCGAACUCCUCAAUGAGGAGGUCGUUUACGCAUCCGUCCCGGCUUGGGAUGGACUCAUGGGUGUCCAACACGGGACCGCACCGAUCGUCGCUCGAUUGGGACUUGGCAAGCUCCGACUGGAUUUCCCAGCAGACGCUGGAAGUGGCUCUCGCGAGUACUUCGUCGAUGGUGGAUUCCUCAAGAUGUCGCACAACGAACUCAUCAUCCUUGCUGAACGAGCAAUCGCUGCAGAGGAGAUCAUUGAAUCCGAAGCACAAGCAGAACUCGCUGAAGCUCAAGCGCGAGUGAUUCCAGAGGACGCACCAAAUCGCAUGGAUGCCGUGACAAAGCUCACCCGCGAGCGUGAAGCCGCGGCCCUGAAGGUCUCCAUGGCGAAAACCAGCAAAGCCGUCGGCAUCUGA
Molecule: messenger RNA, 993 nt
Organism: Symbiodinium sp. CCMP2592
Lineage: Eukaryota; Dinophyceae; Suessiales; Symbiodiniaceae
Source: the annotation of a GenBank genome assembly